Molecule: messenger RNA, 788 nt
Organism: Zophobas morio
Lineage: Eukaryota; Metazoa; Arthropoda; Insecta; Coleoptera; Tenebrionidae
Product: peroxiredoxin-5, mitochondrial
Exons: 3
Coding region: 83-649 (188 amino acids)
Biological process (GO): hydrogen peroxide catabolic process; cellular response to oxidative stress; cell redox homeostasis
Cellular component (GO): peroxisome; cytoplasm; mitochondrion
Molecular function (GO): thioredoxin peroxidase activity
Source: RefSeq, a predicted model, not a curated record
AUCAACAUCAAGGUUAUCAGCUAUCUUCGUCACACACACGCACACUGCUGUUUUGAAUUAAUAAAAAGCCGGUUUGUAUAAAAUGAGUGGAAGUUUAUUGAGCAGACACAGAGUAUUUGUCAAGUCGUUGGUAAGUCAAGUAGUUCGAAGGUCUUUGAAAACCACAGCAUCACUCAACAUGCCGGCACAGGUUGGUGAUUCUAUUCCAAGUGUUGAUCUCUAUGAAGACCUUCCUACGAACAAAGUCAAUUUAGCUGAGCUCUCAGCCGGGAAGAAAAUUAUCAUUUUUGCCGUCCCUGGUGCUUUCACUCCAGGAUGCUCGAAGACUCAUCUACCUGGCUACGUUCAGAAAGCUGAUCAAUUGAAAAGUCAGGGAGUCAAUGAAAUUGUUUGCGUAUCUGUUAACGACCCCUUUGUGAUGUCUGCAUGGGCUAAAGAUCAAAAUACUUCUGGUAAAGUACGACUCUUGGCAGACCCAGCAGCCGCCUUUACAAAAGCACUUGAUUUGACUGUCGAUAUUGCUCCUUUGGGAGGUGUCAGGAGCAAGAGGUACUCCAUGGUUGUAGAGAAUGGAAAGAUCACUUCUUUGCAAGUCGAGCCUGAUGGUACAGGGUUGUCAUGCUCACUAGCAGAUGCUAUUAAAUUGUAAUUGUGAAAAAUGGAGUCUUUAUUUUUAUCCAGAAAACUUUUUAAGGAAACUAAAUACAUGUCAGCACUACCUAGUAACUUUAGGUAAUAAUGAGUAUGUUUUAAUAUCUUAUCUGUUUUAAUAAAGGAAUUGAUUCAAA